CUAACAGCUACACCGGAUGGUAAGCCAUUUUGGUGAAUGGUUUAUGUUUGUGUUUGUCUUCUCUCCGAUUAUUUGAUUUCCGAUUGGCUCAGUAGGAUAUUUAACUGAGAAGGAUGACAGCCUUCGAGGAGUUGGGCAUGUUGCCGGAAUUGGGCAGAGCAGUGGACGAAAUGGAAUGGACGUUGCCUACAGAUAUUCAGUCCGAAGCAAUUCCUGCAAUUCUUGGUGGCGGUGAUGUACUUAUGGCAGCAGAAACAGGAAGUGGCAAAACAGGUGCCUUUUGUCUACCCGUGCUGCAAAUCGUUUGGGAAUCCUUACGGGAUUCAAUGUUGAAUAAAACGCAUAAACCGACUAAUAGCAUUGAUGAAAGAUGGUGCUUGAAUGUGCAUGAUAGAGAUAACAAUCUUGCGAUUGAUCCGAGUGGGUUACUUUGUCAAAGUCGCGAUCCAAAGGCAUGGAAUGGGACACGCUGUACUCAUGGUGUUGUUGGCAAAGGGAAAUUCUACUAUGAAGGAACAAUAACUGAUGACGGGUUAUGUCGUCUGGGAUGGUCAACUGCGAAUGCUGUUCUCGACUUAGGUACCGACAAAAAUAGUUUCGGUUAUGGUGGCACGGGAAAAAAAAGUUACAACAAGCAGUUUGACAAUUAUGGUACUUCGUUCACGUUGGGUGAUAUUAUUGGUUGCAUGUUGGAUUUGGAUAAUGGAAUUAUUGCUUUUUCAAAAAAUGGCAAGCAUUUAGGGAAAGCUUUCGAUAUUCCGGAUACAUUGCGAAAUGCAGCACUAUAUCCUGCUGUAGUUUUGAAGAAUGCCGAAAUUCGAUUCAAUUUUGGUGAGACGGAGUUCAAACAUCUUUUUGAGGGCUACAUUGCGGUAUGCAAGGCAUCACCUGAAAAUACUGUGAUCUCGCCCAAUGGCUCAAGCGCUAAUGAAUCGAAAAAAAUAGCGGAGCCAAAUGCACCAGCGUGUAUCAUACUUGAACCCACAAAGGAAUUGGCAGAGCAAACAGAUGGUCAGUUGAAAACCUUCAAAAAAUAUCUUAAGCAGCCAACUAUCAGAAAUGGACUUGUCAUAGGCAGUAUUCCAGUGAAUGAGCAAUUAGGAAUUAUCAUGUCGGGCAUAGAUAUAAUUACAUGUACACCGGGAAGAUUAGAAGAUUUCAUCCAGAGUGGAAAAAUUCUAUUAUCCAAUGUUCGGUUCUUCAUUCUAGACGAAGCCGAUUCGUUAGUAUCGGCAAAAAAUCACUUGCCUACUAUCGAGCGCAUCCAUGCAGCGCUGCCGAAGAUAACAGCUUUAGGAGAACGUUUGCAAAUGAUUGUUUGUUCGGCGACGCUCCAUAAUUUUGAUGUUAAGAAACUUGCUGAUCGCAUGAUGCAUUUUCCACAGUGGGUGGAUCUCAAAGGACAAGAUUCUGUACCGGAGACCGUUCAUCAUGUUGUUUGCAAAAUUGAUGCCAAAACAGAUCGUAUGUGGAUACGAUUGAAACCACAGGAAAGGAUACAGACUGAUGGCAUUCAUACAAAUGAUGAAAUUCGUCCUGGAAGCGAUUAUCCAGAAACUCUUUCGGAAGGCACGAAGAUUCUAAAGGGUGAAUACGUCUUGAAGGCUAUUCGCCAGUGCAAUAUGGAUCAGGGCAUCAUUUUUUGCCGCACAAAACUUGAUUGCGAUAAUCUGGAGAGAUACCUGAGACGUAAAGCACAAGAUCUUACAUGUGUUUGUCUACACGGUGAUCGUCGACCCGAUGAAAGAACAAGAAAUUUGGAUGCGUUUAAGAAAGGAAAAGCGAAAUUCCUCAUUUGCACUGAUGUCGCUGCACGUGGUAUCGAUGUGAAAGGCAUUCCAUUUGUGAUUAAUGUAACAUUACCGGAUGAAAAAGCAAACUAUCUUCACCGAAUUGGUCGUGUAGGCCGUGCAGAAAGGAUGGGUUUGGCAAUUUCUCUAGUUUCGGCACAUCCCGAAAAAGUAUGGUAUCAUAAAUGUCCUUCACGUGGUGUUAAUUGUUUCAAUACGGCUUUGAUAACACAACGUGGUUGUGCAAUUUGGUAUGACGAACCGAAACUUUUGGAAGAUAUUGAAGAGCAUUUGGGUGUAACAGUUCCACAGAUCGAUACUGAUUUCAUCGUACCAGUUGAUGAAUUCGAUGGUAAAGUUGUUUACGGAGCAAAGCGAACUAAUACGGGCUCUCUUUACGAGGGACACGCAGUACAGCUGUCGGGAGCAGUGGCACAACUUGCAGAUUUGGAACGUUCAUUACAGCUAUCAUACUUGAGAAUGUUCAUUGCUUCAGAAAAGGUCAAAUAGGAAGAAAAAAACAACGACAUUUACUUUCAGACUUGUAUUUCGCGCAUAUGUUUCAUAUCUAACAACUUGAAAUAUUUUCUUUUUAUCAAUAGCUUCAGCGUUUUAUUCUUUGCUGUUUCUUAAACAAAUAUGACUAAAAUUCAGUGCAAGACAAGAUGAAUAUGUUUUACUUC
Messenger RNA from Loa loa (African eye worm), 2473 nucleotides. RefSeq names its product DEAD box ATP-dependent RNA helicase. The record is from RefSeq and is a predicted model, not a curated record. The coding region runs from base 114 to 2300 and encodes 728 amino acids. Lineage: Eukaryota; Metazoa; Nematoda; Chromadorea; Rhabditida; Onchocercidae. Gene Ontology annotation, molecular function: RNA helicase activity; nucleic acid binding; protein binding. The transcript is spliced from 19 exons.